AUGCUACAGAAGAUUUACUAUAACUUAUUAUUCAAUAAAAGAAGCAGCGAUGAUGAAUGUGUUGGUAGUAAGCAACAAUGUGAAAAGCCGGCUGCUAGUUCAUACAAUAAGGCUAUCAUCAUUGGUGUGGUUGUACCUGUUGUUGUAGUGGCCUUAUUAUUUAGUGGUAUAAUCAUUCAUGUUUAUAGGAAAAAUAAAAGGGAAAAGGAAAUUUACGAAGAUCCAGAAUUUAAUGGUAGUCUAGAAAUAAAUGAUCCUCCUGUUAAUUACAAUAAACCUGUCAUAUACAACUUCGAUAACAAUAUCAGAAAUAAUAACAUCGGCACCCCCAAGUUUAAUCAACAAUAUUCAAGAAUACCUAAUAAUGACCCAUUUGGGAAUGACAAGGCCAUCAUUAGUAAACAGAAUUCCUUCAAUACAGACCAAUAUACUGUUGAUACCGAGUUGACUGAUUUUAAUAACAAAAAAGUCAAUAAUGAGGUUACAACUGCGAAGGAUCCUACCAACCCAUUUAUUUAA
Molecule: messenger RNA, 519 nt
Organism: Saccharomycodes ludwigii
Lineage: Eukaryota; Fungi; Ascomycota; Saccharomycetes; Saccharomycodales; Saccharomycodaceae
Exons: 1
Coding region: 1-519 (172 amino acids)
Source: RefSeq, a predicted model, not a curated record